CAGUAUCAUUCCUACCCAUUCUUCUUGUCGUCUCCGCUAUUUGAUCUCCGGCGACGUACGGUUAGAAUCUCUGCCACUGCAUCCAUCUGUCAUUUCGUUUUUGUUAACAUAGAAUUGUAUAUGCUUGCUUAGCAAUGUAUUAAACCAUAAGGCAGCUGUAGUUUAAAUAAAAAAUAUGAUGAUGAUGAUGAUGAGAUACGUGGAGCCCAAAUAGGUGUAGUUAAUUGCAAGAUCGUAUAUGUCCUUCUUCAGGACAUUCCUCAACAGUCCUGUUGGACCAAAGACUACGCAUUUCUGGGGUCCCGUUGCCAACUGGGGAUUCGUUGCCGCGGCAAUGGCUGACAUCGAGAAACCUCCAGAAAUGUUAUCUGGCAACAUGACCGGAGUGAUGUGUGUAUAUUCAGCUUUGUGCAUGAGAUUUGCAUGGAUGGUUCGCCCUCGCAACUAUCUGCUUCUUGUGUGCCAUGCAUCAAAUGAAACGGUUCAACUAUACCAGCUUUCGCGUUGGGCAAAAGGUCAAGGGUACUUGCAGCUCAAGGAUAACAAGACACCCUCAACUUCACUUUAGAUUACUAUUCUCACUUAUGUUCUGUAUUGUGUAAUAAUAGAUCAGAGUUGGUUGAUCAAUUACAAGCUUUUAUUCAUCAAAAUUUCAAUCA
Molecule: messenger RNA, 659 nt
Organism: Helianthus annuus (common sunflower)
Lineage: Eukaryota; Viridiplantae; Streptophyta; Magnoliopsida; Asterales; Asteraceae
Product: mitochondrial pyruvate carrier 1
Exons: 5
Coding region: 239-568 (109 amino acids)
Biological process (GO): pyruvate import into mitochondria
Cellular component (GO): mitochondrial inner membrane
Source: RefSeq, a predicted model, not a curated record